AUGGCACAGAAAAAUGAAGCCAGCAGAUCGCCAACGGCAUCACAGCUGUCAUCUCACGGUCGUGGUGGCGCCGGCAACAUGCUCGACUCUUCUCGGUCACCGAAACUGAGUGCAUCGGACCUCGAGACGCCAGUGCUAAGGAAGCCAGUCGUCACCACAGGUCGCGGUGGCACAGGAAACAUGGCCAAAAAUGACGACCCCUGUGAGACUCGCCUGCGACAGGAUGUUGGAGCGGUUCCAAGACGAUUCAGUGCGGGUGCCCAGCACUCCGGUCGUGGUGGUGCAGGCAACGUUUUUCGUGAAAACGAAAGCGAGAGCGAGCUAGCUCGUAAAAUUAGCAGGGAACAAGCCGUGGCAGAUGAUGCUCCCAAACGCGACGCCGCUACGAGUCCGGAUCCCGAUACGACUUCCCAUAAACGCAAGAAUUGGCUAUUCGUGAAAAAGGCAUAG
Molecule: messenger RNA, 450 nt
Organism: Metarhizium album ARSEF 1941
Lineage: Eukaryota; Fungi; Ascomycota; Sordariomycetes; Hypocreales; Clavicipitaceae
Exons: 2
Coding region: 1-450 (149 amino acids)
Source: RefSeq, a predicted model, not a curated record